CACAUCGACAUCGGGAACCAUUUUUACCGAGCGUUGAAAUAAAGGACGCGUUGAUUUUCCGUGAAAUAGAUUUCCCGUGAAUUUCCUAAUUUUACUGUUCGACGGCUUAUGUGCAUUGUUAAAAAAUCAGUGUCCAGUGUUUCUUUCGAUUUGUUCAUCGUUUGUGAGUGGUUUUUGGCAGUAAAAAUCGUUGAAAAACUGUUCGUUCUCCGUCAACCUACCGACAUCUCAAAGGUGAGCGAUACACCACAAAAGCGCGUGGAUUUGCAUAGAUAUUCCACAAUAUAAUAUCGUUUUUGAUGGUUAACUUGCCCUGAACUACUCGACUUCUUUUGAAAUUGUUGAAUGAACAUCAUGAUUAUUCGGCCGUUUAAGAUUAAAAAAACGGAACAAUGAGGGGAACGGUUCGUGAGAAAUAACCCCUCAAUCAGGAAACAUUUGAAAGCAAAAACUUUAUCCCAAGACUGGCAGCCGACAGACACACACACACCGUUUUAUAAUAAAAUACUGGGCGGUGUUUUUUAUUUAUGUUUGUUUUUAUUUUGUUUAAUUUAUAAUUUUGUGUGAAAAAGGAACAAUAGUUUUUUUUAUGUGAUAUUCCAAUUGAUGCAAAUUUCUACGACGGUAAAGAGUUGAAAAUUUAUUGAAUUUUUUUGUGGAAAUUGAAUUUAAGUGAACUUGAUAUAUACGACUAAAACGGUUUAACCCCGAGACCAUACAUAACAAUCAGUAAAGAGUGAGCCAAACGAGAAGAUAAACCAAAACGAACAAAGCAAAAAAACCCGAAACCGUAAAAUAGUUUUUGUAAAGAGAAUUGAAACGGUAGUGAGUGCAUAGCAUCAUGGAAAAAUCAUCGAUGAUGAUGCCGAAACGGCCAAGAAUGGAUAUACGAGGACCAAUUGCUAAUGGACCGGUACAACCUCGCCCGCUGGUCGCAUUGUUGGAUGGACGAGACUGUUCGAUAGAAAUGCCAAUACUGAAAGAUGUUGCCACAGUUGCAUUUUGUGAUGCGCAAAGCACAUCAGAAAUUCAUGAAAAGGUACUAAACGAAGCUGUCGGAGCAUUAAUGUGGCACACAAUAAUUUUAACGAAAGAGGACCUGGAAAAAUUCAAAGCACUUCGUAUUAUAGUACGCAUCGGCAGUGGUACAGAUAACAUAGAUAUUAAAGCAGCCGGCGAACUGGGCAUCGCCGUUUGUAAUGUACCCGGUUUUGGUGUAGAAGAAGUAGCCGACACAACGAUGUGUCUCAUCCUAAAUUUAUAUCGUCGAACAUAUUGGCUGGCGAAUAUGGUGAGAGAAGGAAAGAAAUUUACCGGACCAGAACAAGUAAGGGAAGCUGCGCAGGGUUGUGCACGAAUUCGUGGUGAUACACUGGGUUUAGUCGGAUUGGGACGGAUUGGCAGUGCUGUUGCGUUGCGCGCAAAAGGUUUUGGUUUAAAUGUUAUAUUCUAUGAUCCAUAUCUUCCGGAUGGUAUUGACAGAUCUCUCGGCCUUACAAGAGUUUACACACUGCAAGAUCUCUUAUUUCAAUCAGACUGUGUGUCACUACAUUGUUCACUUAACGAACACAAUCAUCAUCUGAUAAAUGAAUUUACAAUUAAACAGAUGAGACCAGGUGCAUUUUUAGUAAACACAGCUAGAGGCGGAUUAGUUGAUGACGAUGCUUUGGCUUCAGCAUUGAAACAAGGACGAAUAAGAGCAGCUGCACUCGAUGUUCAUGAAAACGAGCCAUACAAUGUAUUCCAGGGUUCUUUAAAAGACGCCCCAAAUCUAUUAUGUACACCACAUGCCGCCUUCUACAGCGAAGCCUCAUCAACCGAACUCCGUGAAAUGGCAGCUAGCGAAAUUAGGCGAGCGAUUGUUGGAAAUAUUCCUGACGUUCUAAGAAAUUGUGUCAACAAAGAAUAUUUCAUGCGAACACCAUCUUCAGCUGCCGGCUACACAGAAGCUGGAAUUAAUGGCGGAUAUUAUUCAGGGGCAUUACAACAGGCACACAGUACAACCCCGCAUGAAGCACCUCAUAGUGCUGGUGCACACGCACCGCAAUCAGUUCCACCUCCACAAACUGUGCAACCUCCACCUGUAUCAGUUGUAGCAGCCGCCCCUCCUCCAGGUAUUCCACACGGUUUGGUAAGCAAAUCGCCACUUAGUGCCCCUGAUCCCAGUAAUCAUCAUGCAGUCAAGCCAGAGUCAUCAGAGGUCCACUAGCUUAAACAUCCAUCUUAAAACACGCUUAAAAAAAUACCGUUAUUACUUUAGGCACCAAGCUGAGUGCGGAUUUGAUUAUCCAACAGAAAAUGAGACAAAAAAAAAACUUUUUUUUUCCUUAAUUUUUAGAAUUAAUUUUUUUUUACAUAAUUUGAAUACAAAAAUGAUUUUCUUUGUUUGUUGUGGGGGAUGUCCAAUACGAUUAAUUUUAAUAUUUUUUUUUGUUCGGAGGAUUAGAUAAUUUUUUUUUACAAUUUAAUUAACAAAACAGAAAAUCCGUCUCUCGGCUCUAUAUUAUGUUUUACAUAUUUUUUUAAUAUUUUUUUUUUUACGUGAAAUGAAUUAUUUAUGAUGAUGAUUUUGACGACAAGAGGUAGUGAUGAUUAUGAUGAUAAUGAUGAAAGGCAUGAGACGAUUUGACAUGAGAGUUCACACAAAACUGAGUUUAAAAAAGAAUAAAUUAAAUAAAUGAAAAAGAAUAAAAGAAAUGAAACAAGAGAAACACACAGUUGAAAAGAACACUAAAUAAUUAAACAUUUGUAAAUUAAAAAAAAAAAAAGAAAUGAAGAAGAAGAAAAAAGAGAAGAAAAAAAGAAACAAGAAAAAGCAAAUUUAUAUAUUAAAUUUAAUGAUAAAAAUAAUAAUUAAUUAAUGAAAAAAUGAAAAAAAAAGAAAUUAAAAGGUUUUAAUUCUAGUUGUGGGACAUUCAUGAACUAUAAGUAAAUAUAUAAUUAUAAAUAAAAAGAAAAGAAAAAUAGAUAAAUCAGUGGUCGUAAUAAGAUAAACAAAACAAAAACUAAUACAUUGAAUUAAUUGAAAAUAAGAGGAAAAAAGAAAAAUUAAUUGGAAACGAUUUACACACAAAAAAAAACAAACAAAACAAACACACUCACACACUCAAAAUCCCAUAAGUUUGUACAUUAAACAAUUU
Messenger RNA from Bradysia coprophila, 3140 nucleotides. RefSeq names its product C-terminal binding protein (gene CtBP). Gene Ontology annotation, cellular component: nucleus. Gene Ontology annotation, molecular function: transcription coactivator activity; oxidoreductase activity, acting on the CH-OH group of donors, NAD or NADP as acceptor; NAD binding. The record is from RefSeq and is a predicted model, not a curated record. Gene Ontology annotation, biological process: regulation of transcription by RNA polymerase II. Lineage: Eukaryota; Metazoa; Arthropoda; Insecta; Diptera; Sciaridae.